AAGUAUCAAUGACUUCAACUGUAACUUUUCAGUAUUCAAUUGAAAAGUACCAAUUAUAACACAUCUAAUAAAUUUUAUUUUUGUGAAUUAUUUAAUUAUUAAAAAGAAGUAAGAAAACAGAAAAUGCGUGAGUGCAUUUCAAUACAUGUUGGACAAGCUGGAGUUCAAAUCGGUAACUCGUGUUGGGAACUGUACUGUUUGGAACAUGGAAUUCAACCUGAUGGUAAAAUGCCUUCCGACAAAAGUAUUGGAAAAGAUGACAGUUUCAACACAUUCUUCAGUGAAACAGGCUCAGGAGGGCAUGUACCUCGAGCGGUUUUCGUUGAUCUAGAACCAACAGUAGUCGAUGAGGUCCGUACAGGCACAUAUCGUCAAUUAUUCCAUCCUGAACAACUUAUUACUGGCAAAGAAGACGCUGCAAAUAAUUACGCUCGUGGUCACUACACAAUUGGAAAAGAAAUCGUUGACAUAGUUUUGGAUCGUAUUCGUAAACUUUCCGAUCAAUGUUCUGGACUACAAGGUUUCUUAAUAUUCCAUUCAUUUGGCGGAGGUACUGGAUCAGGAUUUACCUCUUUAUUAAUGGAACGUUUAUCAGUAGAUUAUGGUAAAAAAUCUAAAUUAGAAUUUGCUAUUUAUCCUGCGCCACAAGUAUCAACAGCCGUCGUCGAACCAUACAAUUCAAUUUUAACGACCCACACGACUUUGGAACAUUCUGAUUGUGCGUUUAUGGUUGACAACGAAGCUAUUUACGAUAUCUGCCGUAGGAAUUUGGAUAUUGAACGUCCAACAUACACCAAUUUAAAUCGACUUAUUGGGCAAAUUGUAUCUUCCAUAACUGCAUCUUUACGUUUUGAUGGUGCUUUAAAUGUUGACUUGACUGAGUUUCAAACAAAUUUGGUGCCAUAUCCACGGAUUCAUUUCCCACUGGUGACAUACGCCCCAGUGAUUUCAGUUGAAAAAGCGUACCAUGAACAAUUAUCUGUUUCUGAGAUAACAAAUGCAUGUUUUGAGCCAGCCAAUCAAAUGGUUAAAUGUGAUCCACGCCAUGGCAAAUAUAUGGCCUGUUGCAUGUUAUACCGUGGAGAUGUUGUUCCAAAAGAUGUGAACGCAGCUAUUGCAACAAUCAAGACUAAACGCAGUAUUCAAUUUGUGGACUGGUGUCCAACCGGUUUUAAAGUUGGUAUCAAUUACCAACCCCCCACUGUGGUUCCAGGUGGUGAUUUGGCAAAAGUACAACGAGCUGUAUGUAUGUUAUCUAACACUACAGCUAUCGCAGAAGCUUGGGCUCGUUUGGAUCAUAAAUUUGACCUGAUGUAUGCUAAACGAGCUUUCGUUCAUUGGUAUGUUGGGGAAGGAAUGGAAGAAGGAGAAUUCUCUGAGGCGCGUGAAGAUUUAGCUGCACUUGAAAAAGAUUACGAAGAAGUUGGAAUGGAUUCUGAAGGUGCAGAAGGCGAAGGUGCCGAAGAAUAUUAAGUUUUUUUUUUUUUGAAUAUAUUGUUUUUGUUUGUACCGUAUUAUUCAUAAAAAAAUGUACAAAUUGAGAAAAAAAUGUUUUUAUAGUUCUUUGUUUUUUUAUAUAGCUGGGCUAUAAUUUAAUUUACAAUUGCAUCAAUAAAUUUUUGAAAGACUGAUUAUUUUAGAAAUAAAUUUUGUAAUUUUUUUUUUUUUUUUUUGUAAUCUGUUAUAUGCACCUUGUGAAAAAGAGACCAGAAUUUUUGAAGUGCAUGAAAAAAAUAAAUUUUUUGAAAAUAUAGAACAAA
Messenger RNA from Chrysoperla carnea, 1760 nucleotides. RefSeq names its product tubulin alpha-1 chain-like. The record is from RefSeq and is a predicted model, not a curated record. The transcript has 2 exons. Gene Ontology annotation, molecular function: structural constituent of cytoskeleton; GTP binding. Gene Ontology annotation, biological process: microtubule cytoskeleton organization; mitotic cell cycle. The coding region runs from base 124 to 1473 and encodes 449 amino acids. NCBI's taxonomy places the organism in Eukaryota, Metazoa, Arthropoda, Insecta, Neuroptera, Chrysopidae. Gene Ontology annotation, cellular component: microtubule; cytoplasm.